CCAGCCGGCGGAGUCAGAGCCCUCGUUGUCGGGGACGUGCUGCGGCGCCUGGUUGGACGGGCGCUCGCCCGUGUCCUACGCGUUGCAGCUGAGGUCGACCCGCGUGCUACGGUGCUGUCGGUCGAUGCAGCUGGGGCAUUCGACCACGUCUCCCGGGCUGCGAUGCUGGCGGCGUUGCAUGCGCAACCAACGCUACAGCCUCUCCUCCCUUUUCCCCCACAGUUCUACGCCACGGCUAGCCGCUACGUGUGGACGGACGACCGAGGAUGCAGCCAUGAGGUCUGCCAAGCUGAGGGCGGCGAGCAAGGGGACCCCCUCAUGCCCGGGCUGUACUCCCUGGCCGCGCACGCUGCUCUGCAAGGUCCAAUCACAGCUCCGGGAUGGCGAAGCUGUUUUUGCCUUCUUGGACGACAUCUACGUCGAAUCUACGUCGUUGCUGCACCUGAGCGGGUCCUCCGGCUGUAUGAGCACGUCGAGGUCGCCCUGUGGGAGCAUGCGCGCGUCCGCCUCAACCGCUCCAAAACCAAGGCCUGGAAUGCCGCUGGCGAGGAACCGCAGGGCAUCCGGGACCUCCAGCCCGAGGGCGGUGAUCCGGUAUGGGUUGGGGAUUGGGCGUUGCCCCAGGAUCAGCAGGGUCUCGUCGCGCUGGGCACGCCGCGGGCAAACUACUUGCUGCGAGUACUGCCCCACGCGCUCAGCGAGGAAUAC
Molecule: messenger RNA, 708 nt
Organism: Symbiodinium pilosum
Lineage: Eukaryota; Dinophyceae; Suessiales; Symbiodiniaceae
Source: the annotation of a GenBank genome assembly